ACUUCACUUCCUACUUUCACUUUCACGUUCUUCUCUCUUCUCCCCUUUUCUCUUUGAUUGUUCUCACCUCCAUGUUUCUUCCUUCCAACAGCUCACCCUCCAUCAAUUCUUCUUAUUCUUAAUUUCAAACCCUGUUAUCAACAACCCCAAUUCAUCCUUCUCCUCAAUUACCAACAGUUCACUUCCAUCAAUUUCUCUUAUUCCCAAUUUCAAACCCUAAUUCCAAUUUUGGGUUACAAAGACAAACCAAAUACUAAUUGGAGAUUCUUUGUAAAAAAUAUUAGAGAUUUGAUUUCCAAUUACACAAAAUCUAUAGAGGAGCUUGUCAGAUCUGAGCCAUCGGAGCCUGUCGUUCUUUUCAGACAGAAUGGAGAUUCCUGAACAUCGCAAGUGGAUGGAUAAUAGGAUGCGUCCUGAUAAUAGUAGAGUUACAGAUGAGUUUUUGGCCGGGGUUUGUGAGUUUGUUGAGUUUGCUUGUGCACAAGAUGAUUUCAAAAAAGUAGGAAAGUUGAGAUGCCCAUGUAAAAUAUGCAAGUGUAGAAAGCCUCAGUCAGUUGACGAUGUCAUGAAACAUCUUUGUAUGAAGGGGUUUAAGGAGGAUUACUAUUACUGGAGUAGCCACGGUGAACAAAGGCCUUCGGUUAUGCCAGUGGUUUCAAACAACUCCUAUUAUGGAAGCAUUGGGAUACGGGAAGACUUCAAUAACUUUGAGCAAAUGGUAAUGGAUGCAGCUGGACCAUCUCUUGGUUAUUAUCUUGAGCAAGAAGAGUUUGCUUGUCCAGAACAAAUAAGGGAGGAUCCUGACCCACAAGCAGAAAGUUUUUUUAAGAUGUUGAAAGCUGCACAAGCUCCCUUGUAUCACGGUUGUGAAAGUUAUUUAGAACUGUCAGCUGCAAUACAAGCAUUAAGUAUAAAGUCUGACUUCAAUAACUCACAGAAUUGCUUUAAUAAAUGGGUAGAGUUUAUGGGGAAAGCAUUGCCAAAUGACAAUCGAAUGCCUAAAAACUACUAUCGUGCAAAGAAAUCAGUGGAAAAGCUUGGAUUGGGUUGCAUAAAGAUUCAUUGCUGCCCAAAUGAUUGUAUGAUUUACUACUAUCCAGAAGAUAAGAAUCUCCGUAAUUGUAAAAUAUGCGGCGAAAACCGUUACAAAAGUGUCACUAGAAAUGGCAAGAUUAGAGAUGUUCCUUUAAAAAAGAUGUGGUAUUUCCCUAUUAUCCCAAGGCUUCAAAGACUAUAUUCCUCAAUGCAAACUGCAAGCCAAAUGAGGUGGCAUCAUGAUGUUACAAGAGACGAUGGAUAUUUAUCUCAUCCAGCUGAUGGAGAAGCUUGGAAGCAUUUUGAUGAAAGCUAUCCUGAAUUUGCAAAGGACCCUCGAAAUGUGAGGUUGGGGUUGUGUGCUGAUGGAUUUGCACCAUUUGAUAAAACAGGUAGAACAUAUUCAUGUUGGCCAGUGGUUAUUACUCCUUACAAUCUUCCACCUUGGAUGUGCAUGAAAAGAGAGUUCUUAUUCUUAACUGUUUUAAUUCCGGGCCCUUCUAAUCCAAAAGGGAGAAUUGAUGUGUAUAUGCAGCCACUGAUAGACGACCUUAAACUUUUGUGGAAUUCUGGUGUGAUGACAUAUGAUGUCUCAUUACAACAGAAUUUUGUCAUGAAAGCUUGUUUAUUGUGGACAAUUAAUGACUUUCCUGCAUAUGGGAUGUUGUCGGGUUGGAUGACAAUGGGAAGGCUUGCAUGUCCUAUUUGUAUGGAGUCUACGAAAGCAUUUACCCUUCAACAUAGUCACAAGACAACUUUUUUUGACUGUCAUCGCCAAUUCUUAUCACCUGAUCAUUGCUAUAGGAGGAAUAAGACUGCUUUUAGGAAGAGUAAAGAUGAGACAUCAUCGCCCCCAAAAAGGUUGACCGGUGAAGAAAUGUGGGAAAGGGUCAAGGAUUUACCGAGCAUAAUUGGACCUCCAUAUGAUGAUUUUCCAGGGUAUGGACUUCUCCACAAUUGGACCAAACAAACCAUCUUUUGGCAGUUGCCAUAUUGGAAGACAAAUCUUCUCCCACAUAAUCUAGAUGUCAUGCAUAUUGAAAGAAAUGUAUUUCUUAAUAUCUUGUAUACUGUUAUGGACACCAAGGGAAAAACAAAGGACACUUUUAAUGCUAGAUUGGACUUGGCAGAUAUUUGUAGAAGGAAAGAUUUGGAGCUACAAGAUGUUGGAGGGGGAAAGCUUAAGAAGCCAAAAGCAAAGUACGCAUUAACAAAACAACAAAGAUUAUCUGUGUGUGAAUGGGUCAGAAAACUAAAGCUACCAGAUGGGUAUGCAUCUACCUUAUGUAGAUGUGUUGACUUGCGGGAAGCAAAGUUAUUUGGAAUGAAAAGUCAUGACUGCCACGUGUUCAUGCAACGCUUGCUUCCUAUUGUAUUCAGAUCUCUACCCGACCCUAUUUGGAACACCCUAACAGAGUUUAGUCAAUUCUUCCGAGAGCUUACUUCGCCUAUAUUAAAAAAGGAGAAUUUACAUGUAAUGGAGAAAAAUAUCCCAAUCAUUUUGUGUAAGUUAGAACAAAUAUUUCCCCCUAGUUUCUUCGACUCUAUGGAGCAUCUUCCAAUACAUUUACCGUAUGAAGCUAGGGUUGGUGGUCCCGUGCAAUAUCGAUGGAUGUAUCCUUUUGAAAGGUUUAUUCGUACCUUAAAAGAUAAGGUCACAAACUCAUCUUCUGUCGAGGGCUCUAUUUGUGAAGCGUACUUAGUGGAGGAGGCCUCUACGUUUGCGUCUUACUAUUAUCCACCUGAUGUUACUUGUAGAAGGACAAGAGUGCCACGGAAUGAUGAUGGAGGCGAAAGUUGUUCAAUCAGACAACCUUUGUCUAUCUUUAAUUAUCUUGGGCGUCCUUCUGGGAAAUGUACAACCUACUUCCUACAAGACAAAGAAAUGAAAGCUGCACAUCUCUAUGUUCUUCUAAAUUGUCCAGAAGUUGAGCCAUUUUUGUCCAUGUAUACGGAUAUGCUUCAAGAUCUUGGUGUAGCCGACUCAGAAGUUGACAAAGUAAUCUCCACAUCAUUUCCUAAUUGGUUCAGCGAAUAUGUCUCAAAGAACCAUGUUGAAGAUAACUUUUUGAGGAGUUUGGCAUGGGGGCCCAAGAGAAAAGUCAACAAAUGGUCAGUGUAUUAUGUAAAUGGAUACAAGUUUAAUACCAUAGAUCAUGGUAAUGGGAUGAGUACAACAAAUUGUGGCGUAUCUGUUCAAGGUGGUGAAGAUGGGGAAAUUGACAAUGAUUACUAUGGUGUCUUAACUGACAUUGUUGAAGUUUACUAUACUGGAUGGCCAAUAAAGACGUUGGUUUUGUUCAAAUGUGAUUGGUUUGAUCCCACUUUGAAUCAAGGUAAAAAGGUAGAUAGUUAUGGAAAUGUUGAAGUUAGAGUAUCUAGGAAAUAUAAACAUUAUGACCCAUUUAUAUUUGCACAACAAGCAAAACAAGUAUACUUCACACAGUAUCCUGAAGGAAAAAAAGAUUGGUUGGCUGUGAUUAAGACCAAGGCGAGAAGCACAAUUCAAACUUUAGAAGAUAGUAAGCCGGAGAAAGAAGUUCCAUACCAAGAUGAAUCAAUCACACAAUCACACGCAAAUCCAGACAUAGAUACAUCAUCCUACACACCAAAUAACAUCAAAUGGGGGUCAAAGGAUAGAUCAGAUGGACGAAUUUGGAUAAGAUCAGAACUUGGAAAUAACUUUUAUCCAGAAGAGGUAGUGAGGAGUGCUAUAACAAAAAUUUUCAAGGAAAAUUUUGGUGGGGCGUGGUCAUGCUGGAAAGAUGCAAAACAAAAUGAGGAAGUACCGUUGCUUUGGUUUAAUGAUUUUAAGGCUAAAUUCAAGUGGCUUGCAAAUGAUGAAGCUAACAUUAAAAAGAGCUUUAAUAGUAGGGGGUCUUUGGCAUUAAAAAAUGCCUUGUUCAAGGUGCGUAGUGGUGAAGAUAAAGGUGAAUGGGUUGGUGUAGACAACUUGAAACAGUUGGAGGUUAAAUGGAAAGAAGAGAAAUGGCAAAACAAUUCUUUGACUAAUAAACAAAACAGGCAGUCUAAAGUUGGGCACCAUGUGCAUAGUGGAGGAUCCAUAUCUGCUAGAGUGCAUAGCAAAAAAAUGAGAGUGGAAUUGGAUAGGGAACCAACAUGGUUUGAGAUUUAUGACAAACUUCAUAGACCAAAAGGGAAACCAGAUGGGUGGUUUAAUGAAACACAAGCUAAGAUAGCUGAAAUGUACCAAACUCAAAUGUUUGAGAAACACUCUCAAAGUGGUGAGAUUAGUAGUCAACAACCUACUGAAGAAAUUCACAAUGAUAUUUAUAUGGAAAUUGUUGGAGGCAUUAACAAGAAGGGGCGCAUAUUUGGAUUAGGAUCUCAAGCUGCUGUUGUCAAAGAAUCUUUGAGACCGUCACGCUCAAUUUCUACCGAUGUACCUUCUUCUGAAAAAGUUACUGCUAUGGAGGCUAAGAUUGAAGCAUUAACCGCUGAACUUGAAAAGAAAAAUCUUGAACAAGAAACACUAAAACAAAAGAUGGAGCGCUUGGAGCAAAUGAUUGGGAAUAUUGUGCCUAAUAUGAACACUUCAAUUCUGCCGGAAGGAGAAGGUGAUAAUGGUGACAACUAGAUAGAUGAACUUUAGCUUAAUUGGUUGCUUUUAUUUUGGUAUCUUUUGUUAGAUCAAACAUAUCAUGGUCUUUUAUAUUUUAGACAACUUUAUGUUAGUAACUACUAAGUGGAUUGAUGGUAAACUUAUCUUGGUAACUACUAGGUGGAUUGAUGAUAAACUUUAGUUUAGUUACCUUUAAUAUUUUGUGAUGAUAUUUUGUUUUUAUGAAUUCUCCUAACUUGAUGGGUAUCAAAAUAUUAUUGACAUUCUUGAAA
Medicago truncatula (barrel medic) is the source of this 4890-nucleotide messenger RNA. RefSeq lists its product as uncharacterized. The transcript is spliced from 10 exons. The coding region runs from base 368 to 4633 and encodes 1421 amino acids. NCBI's taxonomy places the organism in Eukaryota, Viridiplantae, Streptophyta, Magnoliopsida, Fabales, Fabaceae. The record is from RefSeq and is a predicted model, not a curated record.